This is a messenger RNA of Antechinus flavipes (yellow-footed antechinus), 1168 nucleotides long. RefSeq names its product derlin 2 (gene DERL2). NCBI's taxonomy places the organism in Eukaryota, Metazoa, Chordata, Mammalia, Dasyuromorphia, Dasyuridae. Gene Ontology annotation, molecular function: misfolded protein binding; ubiquitin-specific protease binding. Bases 51 to 770 code for a protein of 239 amino acids. The transcript is spliced from 7 exons. Gene Ontology annotation, biological process: endoplasmic reticulum unfolded protein response. The record is from RefSeq and is a predicted model, not a curated record. Gene Ontology annotation, cellular component: Hrd1p ubiquitin ligase ERAD-L complex; endoplasmic reticulum membrane.
CGGCGGCGGCGGCAGCGCCGCGGGCGCGCGGGGCGGGGCGGGCGGGGAAGAUGGCGUACCAGAGCCUGAGGCUGGAGUACCUGCAGAUCCCGCCCGUGAGCCGCGCGUACACCACGGCCUGCGUGCUCACCACGGCCGCCGUGCAACUAGAGUUGAUCACCCCCUUCCAGCUCUACUUCAACCCCGAGCUCAUCUUCCGGCACUUCCAGAUAUGGAGAUUAAUCACCAAUUUCUUGUUCUUUGGACCAGUUGGAUUCAACUUUCUAUUUAAUAUGAUUUUCUUAUACCGUUACUGCCGAAUGCUCGAAGAAGGCUCUUUCCGAGGCCGGACAGCAGACUUUGUAUUUAUGUUCCUUUUUGGGGGAUUCUUAAUGACUCUUUUCGGUUUGUUCGUGAGUUUAGUUUUCUUGGGCCAGGCCUUUACUAUCAUGCUCGUCUAUGUGUGGAGCCGAAGGAAUCCAUAUGUUCGCAUGAACUUCUUUGGUCUUCUCAACUUCCAGGCCCCCUUUCUGCCCUGGGUCCUUAUGGGCUUUUCCUUGUUACUGGGCAACUCCAUCAUCGUGGACCUCCUGGGAAUUGCGGUGGGACACAUAUAUUUUUUUUUGGAAGAUGUGUUUCCCAAUCAGCCAGGGGGAGCAAGAAUUCUGAAAACACCUGCUCUUUUGAAGGCAAUUUUUGAUACGCCGGAUGAGGAUCCGAACUACAACCCCUUACCCGAGGAGCGGCCGGGAGGCUUCGCCUGGGGCGAAGGGCAGCGCCUCGGAGGCUAGGAAGACGGCGUCGAGUGCGAGAUCCCCUGGGCAGGAAGGACUCCACGGAGAUCUCCUGGGGAUGCUUUCACUCUGUGUUUCGGACGUGCGGACACUCUUGGCGGCCCCCAGUUUUAAGUCCAGAAGCACUUUAUGCGGCGCCCUGUCUGUGGCCCACCCAGGAGACCUCUCCAGUGGCCGCCUGUGUCCCUCCACUCUGUUUACACUGGUCCUGAAAGCGUCACCCGUGGAGCCAGAGCCUCGGAGGAGCCACGCGUGGCCGGCUCCGGACCCCGUACCCGCUAAUGCGCAGGAGGAGGCCGAACUCUCUCCCCUCGCGCUUCUUGGUGGGAGAGCCGCCGUGCGUGGACGGUUCUGAGAGGACCCCAAUAAAACUGAAUUCAUUCUCUCUCCCUGGA